AUGUCGCUCCCGCGCUCCGUUCAGACCCGGCUGUUUACCUUCUCAUCAUUUGCACCUUUGCGACAGACCCUUGUGCGCCCCAGAAGACCGCAUGCUCGUUUCGAGUCCACCAAGGCCUCGUCCGCGCCCAAGACGACCACAACAUCAUCCCAGCCUUGCGCCGACCUCACAGCAAAGCAAGCCGGUCGCCUCGAUAAAGUGAUCACGCGCACCCAACGCUGGCUCCCGAAGCGGUUCCAUGCCCCGCUGCAAAACUUUCGCUCUGCGCCCGGGUCGCAUAUCGUCGGCUUCCUGCUGAUCCACGAGCUGACGGCGAUUGUGCCGCUGUUCGGACUCGCGGCCGCCUUUCACUACUACGACAUUGUGCCCGCGGGCUAUGUCUUUGGGCCCUGGGCGCCGUAUGUGCAGGAUGGCGCUUUCAAGGUGCUGCGAUACUUUAGAAGAAAGAACUAUUUUGGCAUGGGCGAAGAGGAUGCAAGGGAGGGCGAGCAGAGAUUCGAGGAAGACCUGAACCGGGAGGCCGAGCGGGAGGGCAAAGGUCAAUCCAAGGGCGUCUUGGCGCUCUGGGGCAGGAUCCGAGGUCAGAACCAGAAACCUGACGAGAGCAGCGUGCAAGACGUGGCCGAGCAAGCAAAGAGCAAGACGCGGCGAGCAGUAGAGCUGGCAAGGGAAAAGGUCACUCUCAAGAAUACCGAGGCUGGCUACAAGAUUGGCGUUCAGCUGGUUGCUGCUUAUGCUAUCGUCAAGGUGCUGCUGAUCCCAAGGAUAGCAUUCUCUCUUUGGGUUACCCCUUCAUUUGUUAGGAGCGUCGCAUGGGCACGGAGAAGUUUGUUUAAGCGGGCAUAA
Molecule: messenger RNA, 846 nt
Organism: Pestalotiopsis fici W106-1
Lineage: Eukaryota; Fungi; Ascomycota; Sordariomycetes; Amphisphaeriales; Sporocadaceae
Exons: 1
Coding region: 1-846 (281 amino acids)
Cellular component (GO): mitochondrion
Source: RefSeq, a predicted model, not a curated record